UGCGCAUCACAUCAGAUUCACCCGCCGAUGCUCACUGGAGGGGAGUGGAGCUGUGUCUACCGCAACAAUUCAUAUUCAUCGACAGUCAUAUGCUAAAAAUGCUCGCUCAUCAUUUGAUGGAUUACACAGGCCUUGAAUAAAUGAUGCAUUUAUCAUGUUCAUGGCAAAAAUAUGAAAACUGCAUGGUGAUUUUAAUUUCAGAGGAUUCCGCGCUUGAAAGUUGGCAGAGAAAAGCACAACUGGAUACCAUGCAUCUUUUUGUCCCUUCACUGGAUCUAAAUGUAUAAUCAUACCCAAAAGGAUCAGUAAAGAAGUUUGUCCUGUGAUCUGUAAAAAUGGUAGGGUCUAGUUUUAGGAUCUGUAAGGGUCGCAUUGGGAAGCGAGGAGGUCAUUUAGGGUUCAUCCAUUACCUCUCCAUUAUAGUAUUCUGUGGCUCUUUACUCGCUUUACUCUUUAUCGACGUCAUUGAAUUAUGGGUGACCUCGCUGGGCAUGAGCAAAGUGGAAGGGUUUCAUGGACUGGUUCUUCCACACAGCAUUCCUCCAACCCGUUCGGAAGAGUACCUGCUUAUGCCGAGCGUCCACGUCUGCGAACGUGCCAAACCUUUCCUCAUCGCUUUGGUUGUAUCUGCACCUCCCAACAGAAAGGCCCGCCAAGCCAUUCGGGACAGCUGGGGUGGGGAAAUACAUGUCAGGGGUCACAGAGUCCUGACCCUCUUCGUCGUUGGUCAGCCGUCGGACCCGGUUCUCGGGAAAGAAUUGGUGGAAGAGUCAAAGGAGCGCGGGGAUCUCAUACAGGGUCGCUUCAUUGACUCCUACGCCAACUUAACCCUUAAAACUCUGUCUAUGCUGGGAUGGGCUCGCCGUUUCUGCCCACAGGCUCACUAUCUGGCAAAAGUAGAUGAUGAUGUGCUGUUUAACCCCAGUGCACUUCUGCAGUAUCUCAACCACAGCUUUAAAUCGGCAGAAAGUGAACUGGCUGAGCUUUAUUUGGGUCGUGUUCACAUGCAAGUCGCACCGGAUCGCAAUCCUUCCAGCAGACACUUCAUGUCAGAAACGGCUUACGCUGGCGUGGUGUUUCCGGAUUACUGCAGCGGGACGGCGUAUGUACUUUCUCGACCGGCGUUACUCAAGCUGUCAUUAGCAGCGGUUGCCAUACCAUUACCCAGUCCAUUGCCCCCUGAGGAUGUGUUUGUAGGGAUUUGUGCUCACACCGCAGGGAUUACACCGACCCAUUCCCCACUCUUCUCCGGAGGACCUGCUGUACCAUUCAGCCGUUGUUGCUAUCAGACUAUGGUGUCGGUCCACCACACCAAACCAGGGGACAUGGUGCAGUACUGGACACAAGUGCACUCCACCGCCCCAUGCUCAUGGUUGGGUGCACGGACAUCUCUCGGUGUCUGUAAAGUAAGAGCGCUUCUCGGGACACUGUUGGGGAGAGACUCCUGAAAUUAAACAUUGUCUGAAAAGCCAGCCUGUUCUCAUCCCAAGGCGUCAUAUACUGGCGAUUUUCACAUUUCGUCUCCACCCAACGCACAUGGCACCCUUUAUCGUCAAUAUGAGACGCAGAUAUACAUGGGCCAGAAGGCGCCUCCUAGUGGUGAAACCCCAACCCUACCCCAGACCUAAACCAAACCUGAAAUGUCAAAAGCGUCACUAUAUGACGGCCUAGGAUGAAAACGCGUUAGAAAAACCAAAGGGAAAAGAACGUCUUUGGUUGCAAGGAUACUAUGCACUGCAACUUGAUUUUACAUCAUGCAAUACUUGAAUUUAUGCUCACUGUUAAGUGUGCUAUUAGUAUACAUCUUUUCAACAAAAAAUUUGAAAGUAUAUUAUUUAAAUGCACUUCUCAGAAAUAUACUUAAAUUACACUUAAGUAUAGUUACCUAAUACUGAUAGAAAAGUCUAAGUACACUAGUGAAAAAAAAAACACUAAAACAUAUUUGAAAUACAUUCAUUUUAUGAGCAUACGAAAAAGGCAUUUGCAUAUUUAUGUACUUAAUAAAAAUACCCUGCAAUUGGCUUUAUGCACAGAUGCACUACUUCCUGAACUUCAGCCAGCUCCUUGUUUCCGGUCAGCCAUUAUUGGACAAACUUGAUUAAUUCAGGUGUGCCUGUUCACGGCCCGGAUUUUAAACUUGCCUCCUCCGCUUCUUCUCCGUUCAGUCACAUCACGCUGCCUCUGAAUGAAACGUGUUGGCCUAGCACUCUAUGUCCCACUCUGCUAUUAUAGUUCCCUUUCAGUCGCUCACGUUCGACGUGACGACAUUGGGGGAUCACUUCAGGGAGCCCUAUCAACUUCGAGUAUCUACAGAACGAGCCAAUGAACGUAGGCGUGCUUGAGAAGCGUCACGCGCCCCACCCCGCAGCGCGGUUAUAAACAGGAAGCGGGCGCACGCACAGCUCCUCCUCGCCCACUCUCUAUACCCUCUUGGGAUUUGUCUCUGGUCCUUUCGGCACUUCAGAGACCACCCUUUGAGCCUCUGCAAUCAGCUGAGUUAAAAAUCUUGUCCUGUAAGACAGUUCUCCUGGUUGCAUUGGCCUCUUUCAAGAGGGUAGGGGACCUGCAUGCAUUUUCGCUCGACGAAUCGUGCCUAGAAUUCGGCCCGGAUAGCUCUCACGUGAUCCUGAGACCCUGGCCUGGAUACGUGCCCAAGGUUCUUACCACUCCCUUCCCUCCUACAAGUUAGUGAACCUGCAAGUGCUGCCUUCAAAAGAGGCAGACCCAGCCCUGGCUUUUCUCUGUCCCGUUCGCACUCUGCGCCUAUACGUGGACAGAACGCAAAGCCUCAGGACCUCAGAUCAGCCGUUCGUCUGUUACAGGCCAGCAGAAAGGGAAGGCUGUCUCCAAGCAGAGGUUGGCCCACUGGAUAGUGGAUGCCACCGCCUUGGCUUAUGAAGCCCAAGACGUGCCUUGCCCAACUGGGUUGAAAGCCCACUCCACUAGGGGUGUCGCUUCUUCCUGGGCGCUGGCACACGGCGCCUUGCUGACAGACAUCUGAGCACCUUAGACGUUAGCUAGGUUUUAUAGCCUACGUGUUGAGCCGGUUUCUUCCUGUGUGCUCGUAACACGGUCUAGUGUCGGCUUGCUUCAACAUUCCCCUCCACGGAGCGGGUACGCACUUUUUGCUCAAGUCAAGUUCCCCAUUUGGCGAACCCUGUGAGUUCCUCUGCACCCCUUCGGCAGUCGGACGUUGCGGAGCGUCUGACGCCAGGCCUAGUGCUUGUAUGCUUGUGUAACUUGUGCUAGGUUGGGUUCCUUAUGUAGUGAUCCCUGCGGCGAUCCCAUACGUGUAUUCUUCCACAUCCAGCUCCCUGCAGUGAGCCCGUGUCUUCCCUUGGCAGAGUCUGCUCUGCCGUCACUGUCUCGGGUGUAGACUCCCCCUUUUGGGCUGGAGCCACUCCAGUGACAAUCCAUAUGUUGCACUGCCCCUCCGGCCAGUCCAUAUGUGUAUUCUCCACAUUACCUCCCUUCGGGCAGGAUGUGGCUCCGCAGCGCCCCCUUUCUCUGGAGGGGUACGCUUUCCCAGUGUUAUCCGAGAGUUCCACGGUGUGGGUUAUAAUGGAGCAGCAGUCCGAACUCCCUCUACGCAAGCCUUCCGCCCCAGCCAGUUGGGGGUCUGAGAGUCUUGCGUAGGGCGCUGGAUGUGGCAGCAACCAAUGGCGUUUUCCAUUGGGAUCCCCUAACGUCGUCACGUCAACAUCACGUUGAACAUGAGCAACUGAAAGGGAAAGUCUCGGUUACUUAUGUAACCCUCUUUCCCUGAAGGAGGGAACGGGAGACGUGAUGUCCCGCCACCACAGUUGCUGAUCAUCGCUGUACGGCCGUCACAAUCUCGGCUCCUCAGCGAAAAACAUGCGUGCGCCCACCAACGUUCAUUGUUUCUGUAGAUACUCGAAGUUGAUAUGGCUCCCUGAAGUGAUCCCCAUCAUCGUCACGUCUCUCGUUCUCUCCUUCAGGGAACGAGGGUUACAUCAGUAACCGAGAAGAUGGAGCCUCCGUGGACCCGUCCCAUGGAUAUAAAGAUAAUAAUUUCUUUGUUUACGAGGAUGAGUCAGAUAAUUGGCAGAGGUAUUUGUACACCAUUGAGGACAUAUUUAUGAAUAAAAAUAUUGAUUUUAAAUAAUAAAUUACAUGUUUAUGCUGAAGUAUAUUUAAUUGUGCUAAAGUUAAACUAUUGCAAGUACACACAUCUUGCAUUUAAAGACUGAUAUUAAACAGAUAUCACACCAUCCUUACUAAUAGUGAUAUUAAACACAUUUCAGGCUUAAUAUUAAGAAAUGUGCAUUGUGCAAUAAAGAUUUACUCUAAAUAAAGUCGUUUAUAAUAUUUAUAUCAGUAAGUCUCGAGCGAUAUGUCAGUAAAUGUUAAUGGGUUUGUAGUUUACUUAGUAUGAAAUAAACGUAUUUUGAAUACAUUUUAAUUUAGGUUUUUUUUUCACUAGGGUAUCCAUGGCUUUAUAGUUGCGUUAAUUCUUUUGAUUAAGUAGCCUAUUAAUAACUAUUUUCACACAGAUUUACAUACUGUCUUGUAAAAGUAGUUGAUGAUGUGCUGUUUAAAACCAGUGCACUUCUGCAGUAUCUCAACCACAGCUUUAACCACAGUAUCUCAUCUGAGCUUUAUUUGGAUCGUUUUCACAUGCAAGUCGCACUGGAUUGCAUCUACAAAGUGCAAUAAUCAAAUAUAAAAACUACAAGUAUGACGUCAAGUUCACUUAAGUAUACUUGUAGCAUGUUUGUAGUUUACUAAGUAUGAAAUAAUUUUUUUAAUACAUUUUAAUUUAGGUUUUUUCACUAGGGUAUCCAUGACUUGUAGUUGCGUUAACUCUUUUGAUUAAGUAGCCUAUUAAUAACUAUUUUCACACAGAUUUACAUACUGUCUUGUAAAAGUAGUUGAUGAUGUGCUGUUUAAAACCAGUGCACUUCUGCAGUAUCUCAACCACAGCUUUAACCACAGUUUCUCAUCUGAGCUUUAUUUGGGUCAUGCUCACAUGCAAGUCGCACUGGAUUGCAUCUACAAAGUGCAAUAAUCAAAUAUAAAAACUACAAGUAUGACGUCAAGUUCACUUAAGUAUACUUGUAGCAUUAAAACUACUUAACCAAUAGUUCACUGAGAGUAUACUUGUGUACUUUCAUAAACUAAAUAAUGUGCUUUAAGUAUUUACAUCAGUAUACCUGUAAGUUCACUUGUAGGAUAGUUGCAGUACAAACAAACACGUAGAUGUAAACUAGUUGUGCUACGGGAGCGUAUUGCAUUCACUUGAAGAAAAAUAACCUACUCUGUUUUUCUGAAUUAACGACUAAGAAAAACUUUUCCAUGA
This is a messenger RNA of Pimephales promelas (fathead minnow), 5320 nucleotides long. RefSeq names its product beta-1,3-galactosyltransferase 4 (gene b3galt4). Gene Ontology annotation, cellular component: Golgi membrane. NCBI's taxonomy places the organism in Eukaryota, Metazoa, Chordata, Actinopteri, Cypriniformes, Leuciscidae. Gene Ontology annotation, molecular function: hexosyltransferase activity. The record is from RefSeq and is a predicted model, not a curated record. Gene Ontology annotation, biological process: protein O-linked glycosylation.